GCAAACCUUGUCCGAGAAAGUUGUCAGUGUCGGAGUCGGAGUGAUUCGCGUCUCGUUUCGUUGGCGAAUCAUCCAAAUUAAUGUGCUUCCACUCGAAUGUAAAUGCAAAUCGGCGAAAACAGUUCAAUUUGACGAGUGCCAUGCCAAAUCAAAGCAAACAAAGCACCAAACAUCUCAUGACAGCCACCUCAAAUACCCAAAACACGAGAGAUCAGCAACACUAAAAAACCAAAUAACAAAUCACAAAUCACACUACACCAGCUCAAACCGAAACCAAAACCCAUCAAGAAAACGAGGAAUACAAUUCCACAGAAACCAUCAAAGCUAUAGGAAUCCCCACACCCCAACCACCCCACCGCGAAGGGAGUGCGAUAGAAUGGUGUUCGCGUCCGUUGUGGUGUGCCAAGUGGAGAGAUUGCUAUGCAUGCCGAUCAGCUUUGCCGUGUUCGCCUUCCUCUUUAUGGCCUGCGCCAUGGAGGUGGUGCUGCUGAAGAUGACCACCAGUGAUCCGGUGUUUGGGCGGCCGCCCGACGACGGGGACGAGGCUGGUGACGACGAGGCCGAGGAGCAGAUCUACUACGAGAAUCUCGGGAAUAACUACGAGCACUGGGCACGCCGGCGGAUGCGCUUCCAUCAGCGGCAACAGCAGCAGCAACAGCAGCAGCAGCAGCAACAACAACAGCAGCAGCAACAGCUGAUUAUGUAGAUGCAGCAUUUGGAAUCGGUUGGGUAUCGGUUAUGACUGGUUUUCUUUUAUUUUCGAAAUUAUAUAGUAUAGUAUGUGGAUGGAUAGUGACGAGUGGAGAGAGCGUGUAAUGUUUUUGUUUAUUUUUUUAUAAUUUCGUUUGUAAGCGAUUGCAAAACAAGACAUUUGAAUAAGUUAAGCAAAUUGUUUGUGAUUGAUUGUCAAUUUUGAGCACGUUGUGGCCACAACUACCACAACAAAACAAAACAAAACAAAACACGACUCAUGCAUGGAUUCGAUAUUCGUAUCGAGUGUACACUCAGUCAGAGGAAAUCCCUUCUUUAAUUGGAUACCUGCACAUCUGUCCCUGUGAGAACUGAAUGCAUACAUACAUAUAUCUAGAUACAUAUACAUAUAAUCGUAAGUAGAUACAGGAUGCCUGUAUGUCCUGCGAGAGUAGUUUGUAAGCCGUGUGAUAUGUUUAGUUAUUUGAUACCUAGAUCCUAAGUGACGCGAAUAAAUCUGGCUAUAAA
This is a messenger RNA of Drosophila obscura, 1218 nucleotides long. RefSeq names its product chromogranin-A. The record is from RefSeq and is a predicted model, not a curated record. The coding region runs from base 377 to 706 and encodes 109 amino acids. NCBI's taxonomy places the organism in Eukaryota, Metazoa, Arthropoda, Insecta, Diptera, Drosophilidae. The transcript has a single exon.